This is a messenger RNA of Pan troglodytes (chimpanzee), 2838 nucleotides long. It is a transcript of the gene SUOX, whose product is annotated as sulfite oxidase. Gene Ontology annotation, molecular function: heme binding; sulfite oxidase activity; molybdenum ion binding. Lineage: Eukaryota; Metazoa; Chordata; Mammalia; Primates; Hominidae. Gene Ontology annotation, cellular component: mitochondrion. Gene Ontology annotation, biological process: sulfur compound metabolic process. The transcript is spliced from 4 exons. The record is from RefSeq and is a predicted model, not a curated record. The coding region runs from base 702 to 2339 and encodes 545 amino acids.
ACAUGAAGGUUCUCCACCUCCCCACCAGACUCAGGAGCCCAGCUGACUUCACCCAGUGGAUCCCGCACCAGUGCUGCAGGUGGAGCUGCCUGCCAGUCUCGGUGCCAUGCGCCCGCACUCCUCAGCCCUUGGGUGGUUGAUGGGACUGGGUGCCGUGGAGCAGGGGUCGGUGCUCCUCGGGGAGGCUUAGGCCCCACAGGAGCCCACGGCGAAGGGGGGCUCAGGCAUGGCAGGCUGCAGGUCCCCAGCCCUGCCCCACGGGGAGGCAGCUAAGGCCCGGUGAGAAAUCGAGCGCAGCGCUGGUGGGCCGGCACUGCUGGGGGACCCAGUAUACCCUCCGCAGCUGCUGGCCCAGGUGGUAAGCCCCUCAUUGCCCGGGGCCGGCAGGGCCAGCCGGCUGCUCCGUGUGCGGGGCCUGCCAAGCCCACGCCCACCCGGAACUCCAGCUGGCCCGCAAGCUCCGCACUCAGCCCCGGUUCCCGCUCGCACCUCUCCCUCCACACCUCCCUGCAAGCUGAGGGAGCCGACUCUGGCCUUGGCCAGCCCAGAAAGGGGCUCCCACAGUGCAGCGGCGGGCUGAAGGGCUCCUCAAGUGCCGCCAAAGUGGGAGCCCAGGCAGAGGAGGCGCCGAGAGCGAGCAAGGGCUGUGAGGACUGCCAGCACGCUGUCACUUCUCACUAGGAUUAUAAGGGUCUGCUACAAUGCUGCUGCUGCACAGAGCUGUGGUCCUCAGGCUCCAACAGGCCUGCAGACUCAAGUCAAUCCCCUCAAGGAUCUGCAUUCAGGCCUGCUCCACAAAUGAUUCAUUUCAGCCCCAGCGCCCCAGCCUCACCUUCUCUGGUGAUAACUCCAGCACCCAGGGAUGGAGAGUCAUGGGGACCCUAUUAGGUCUCGGUGCAGUGUUGGCCUAUCAGGACCAUCGGUGUAGGGCUGCUCAGGAGUCAACACACAUAUACACUAAGGAGGAAGUGAGUUCCCACACCAGCCCUGAGACUGGGAUCUGGGUGACUCUGGGCUCUGAGGUCUUUGAUGUCACAGAAUUUGUGGACCUACAUCCAGGGGGACCUUCAAAGCUGAUGCUAGCAGCUGGGGGUCCCCUAGAGCCCUUCUGGGCCCUCUAUGCUGUUCACAACCAGUCCCAUGUGCGUGAGUUACUGGCUCAGUACAAGAUUGGGGAGCUGAACCCUGAAGACAAGGUAGCCCCCACCGUGGAGACCUCUGACCCUUAUGCUGAUGAUCCUGUACGUCACCCAGCCCUGAAGGUCAACAGCCAGCGGCCCUUUAAUGCAGAGCCUCCCCCUGAGCUGCUGACAGAAAACUACAUCACACCCAACCCUAUCUUCUUCACCCGGAACCAUCUGCCUGUACCUAACCUGGAUCCAGACACCUAUCGCUUACACGUAGUAGGAGCACCUGGGGGUCAGUCACUGUCUCUUUCCCUGGAUGACUUGCACAACUUUCCCAGGUACGAGAUCACAGUCACUCUGCAGUGUGCCGGCAACCGACGCUCUGAGAUGACUCAGGUCAAAGAAGUAAAAGGUCUGGAGUGGAGAACAGGAGCCAUCAGCACUGCACGCUGGGCUGGGGCACGGCUCUGUGAUGUGUUAGCCCAGGCUGGCCACCAACUCUGUGAAACUGAGGCCCACGUCUGCUUUGAGGGACUGGACUCAGACCCUACUGGGACUGCCUAUGGAGCAUCCAUCCCUCUGGCUCGGGCCAUGGACCCUGAAGCUGAGGUCCUGCUGGCAUAUGAGAUGAAUGGGCAGCCUCUGCCACGUGACCAUGGCUUCCCUGUGCGUGUGGUGGUUCCUGGAGUGGUGGGUGCCCGCCAUGUCAAAUGGCUGGGCAGAGUGAGUGUGCAGCCAGAGGAAAGUUACAGCCACUGGCAACGGCGGGAUUACAAAGGCUUCUCUCCAUCUGUGGACUGGGACACUGUAGAUUUUGACUCUGCUCCAUCCAUUCAGGAACUUCCUGUCCAGUCGGCUAUCACAGAGCCCCGGGAUGGAGAGACUGUAGAAUCAGGGGAGGUGACCAUCAAGGGCUAUGCAUGGAGUGGUGGUGGCAGGGCUGUGAUCCGGGUGGAUGUGUCUCUGGAUGGGGGCCUAACCUGGCAGGUGGCUAAGCUGGAUGGAGAGGAACAGCGCCCCAGGAAGGCCUGGGCAUGGUGUCUGUGGCAGUUGAAAGCCCCUGUGCCACCUGGACAAAAGGAACUGAACAUUGUUUGUAAGGCUGUGGAUGAUGGUUACAAUGUGCAGCCAGACACCGUGGCCCCAAUCUGGAACCUGCGAGGUGUUCUCAGCAAUGCCUGGCAUCGUGUCCAUGUCUAUGUCUCCCCAUGAGCAUGGAAAGGAGCCACCUCCACCCGUUUCCCCACCCAUUAGCCUCACUGCUUCAGAAAAAUCUUUCCCACCUUUCUACUUCUUGGAUCACAACUCUGGCCUUCCUAAGCCAUACCCAAGUACACAUAUAGCACAUUUCACCCAAGGACCUUCCCUCUUUGGACACUAUGUUACAUACCCCUCUUGGCCUUUGAACCUGUGCCAGGAAGUGUGAGCUGUUAACAGCAAGGGGCUAGAAGUGAGACAAGUAAUUCUGGAGACAAGCACUAUUUUCUCUUCCUACCCCACCUCCAUUUCUAAUGCCUACUGCCAUCAAGGCCUUGUUUUGCUUUUCUUUUUGGAUUGUUCAGAGAAAUGUGUGUGGCAUGUGUAAGAAAAGUGUAUAUACUAUCUUAUACUACCUCUCCAGGUUGCCAGAGAGUUGCGAGGAGAGCAAGGGGCACAACCGUCUCCCUUUAUAGUUCUACUUUUCUAAUAAAUAGUCUGUUUAAGAUCAUAA